Molecule: messenger RNA, 465 nt
Organism: Geodia barretti
Lineage: Eukaryota; Metazoa; Porifera; Demospongiae; Tetractinellida; Geodiidae
Source: the annotation of a GenBank genome assembly
AUGAAAGAUGCGAAGUCCGUUGCGACCACGGGUCCAGUUGCUACAAAUAAGAAAGCGCGAUACGAUUAUCACUUGAUGGAUCGUUUCGAGGCUGGGAUGGUGCUUCAGGGAACGGAAGUCAAGGCGAUUCGUGCUGGCAGGAUGAAUUUGACCGAUAGCUACGCUCGUGUUGACGGAGGAGAGGUCUUUUUGAUUGAUGCCCAUAUCGGUCCUUACGAGCAAGGCAAUCGUGAGAAUCAUGAGCCGAAGCGGAAGCGGAAGCUCCUGUUGAACCGUCGAGAGAUUAAGCAGCUCGAAGGGAAAACUCGAUCUACCGGCAUGACGAUUGUUCCGACGAAGGCUUAUUUCAGUAACGGCAAGGUAAAGGUCGAAAUUGCGAUGGCGCGUGGUAAGCACGACUAUGAUAAACGCGAGGAUAUGCGGAGGGAAGUAGAUCGACGGGCAAUCCAAUCGUAUCUUCGGUAG